GGUUUAUUGGAGGGGAAAUGAACACAUGUUAUAAUGCUCUGGAUCGCCAUAUUAAAUCUGGUCAUGGAGAACAGCUUGCCUUGAUUUACGAUAGUCCCGUGACAAAUACUAUUAAAAAAUAUACCUAUCAAGAACUGCUGGACCAGGUAAAAUUUACAUAACGUGGUCGCUCAGUCCCCGACAGUGAGCUCCAUAUAUAACUGGAGUAAAACCUCACGUCCAGAAAAUGAAGCCAAAGGUCGCGGAAAUUGACGUCCAGUGCCAGUCCCUUCCUAUUGUUUUUGUCUGCCCGGUUGACACGGAGCUGCAAUUUAAAGAAUAACUUUAUAGUUUCCUGACCUGAUUAGCGAUAUAAUCCGUUAGAAAAAAAAUUAGCUAAUUUUUAAAAUAGUGCGAAAACUAUUUACGAACUGCAUAGAUUUUGGACGUCAAUUUCCGCCAUCUUGGAUUCACUUUUAUCACGGACGAAUGACUGAAGUUCUCGCUCCAGAUAUUAUAGAGCUCACUGGUCUCCGAGCGGUGCGAGUGCAAUGUAUUCUGAGAAUGGUCAGGGAGACACAACACUGAGCUGAAAACUGUAGAACUAUACAUAGUGCAUCUAUAUAUUAUGCAUAAAUGUACACCUCAAAGUGGUGCUGUUGAUGUCAGUUCAUGUCUUGAUUUUUUAAGUUAAAAUCCUUUUUAUUGAAACCUCUAAGCAACCCAAUGGCUGGACCGCCACUUCUAGUUACUGGUGAAGCGAAUAAUUUUUUCUUGCAAUGCCUAAUUUAUCUUUGCUGCGCGUACGUUAAUUUAUUUCGCGCAAAAUUUUCCGCAUUUCGCAGAAAAGAAGCGCUUUUGAAAUAUUUAACGUUAAACUAAAUCGCUUUCAGCCUUUCAUUCGACCUGCCUAACUGAACAUAUGUAUAUUCACAACUUCAAGAGUUUCAUAGUAUCACGACUCGUGAUGGCAUCCCUGGUGGUAAAAUCUCGAACGGUCUGUGCCAAUGUAGAUAGCGAGAUCGCUGAGGUUUGAGAUACAACUACCUGAAAAAUACAAGAAGAACGUCGACGUUUCGAACAAAUGCCCUAAAGGCCCAUUUCCACUCAGGAAAAUUUUCCGCAGAAAGAAAAUUUUGUAAAAUGUGAUUGGCCGACACAAAUUUUCCGUCACACAAAUAUUUUGAAGUUGAAAAUUUUCAACUUUUAACAAUGACUUUUUCGGAAAAUUUUCUGUCCGUGGAAAUUUUUCUUGAGUGGAAAUGGGCCUUUACUUUCCGACGAUUUCCGACGAAGGAUCUUCUGUUUCGAGGGUAGUCGUGUGUCUCUGAAUCCGCAGCUAUCUUGCCAUCGCUGGUGGUAACCUGGUGUGACCCGAUUCUUCGGUUUUGCAUUAGCGCAAACGGUCAGUUUGGGAUUCAUUUUAGAACUCGUUACGUGUUGUCACGACUCAUGAAAUGGUUACUUGAUUACUCAAUAUUUUUAGGUGAGCCUAUUUGCUGGAGGUUUAACAGAUCUGGGAGUAGUUAAAGGCGAUCGUGUUGUAAUCUAUAUGCCGAUGAUUCCACAGGUACUUACAGUAUAAGAAUUAAUACGGCAUAAAACUCUAUUAGUAAAAUUAUCGCCUGGAGCGGUGAGCUUGGAGAAUAUUUUAUAUUUUAACCAAAUAUAUUUCGGCUUGCCUCUAUAAAGUUAAAGGCGCCAGCACCGGACAGGUUUUUGUCUGGAUAUAGCUAUUCGUGCAGGUACACGCUUUACGUGGAUCCGGACAAGUUUUUGACCGCCUACGAAAGGGUACUGAUAUGAAAUUGUUCCAAACAGAUAUUUUUUGGUAUCAUGUAAACACAAAACUAGGCUAAAGGAAUACCGAAUGGUUUUCCGUGCAGGAUUGCAUGAUCCAUGAACGAGGGAUGUCGCGCGCGAGACUUUCGGAAAGCGUAAAAAUACUCGAGCCGCAGGCGAGUGUAUUUUUACGCUGUCCGAAAGUCGAGCAACAUCCCGAGUGCAUGAAUCACGCUAUCCUGCUUGGAAAACCAUUUGGUAAUUGUUUUAUAAAAUAACUACAGUGAAACAUUUUGAGGAUCCCGCGAAAAUCCCGCGAAAAUCCCGCGAAGUAUAUUUUUCGGCCUGCCUCUAUAGUUAAGGGCGCCAGCACCAGACAGGUUUUUGUCUGGAUAGCUAUUCGUGCAGGUACACGCUUUACACGGACCGGCCGAUCCGGACAAGUUUUUGACCACCUACGGAAGCUUACUAAUUUGAAAUUGUUCCAAACAAAUAUUUUUUUGGUAUCAUGUAAACACAAAACUGGACAAGUAUUUCUGUUGAUUCAUUCCAGUUUGGGCUGUUCCCGCCUGCUGUGAUGUGAUUAUAUACACGUUUAGUGAAACAUCAGGAAAAUUCAUAAUCCUUGGUCUUAGAAUUGAAAAAUAUUUGUUCCUUUUAUUUCAAUACAUCUUCCAAAUAUUUCCCCUGUGGAUAUAUUUUAUUUACCUUUAAUAUUCCUAAAGUCCAAAAUUCACCCAUUUGGAUUGCUUAUUCAACUGAAUAAUUUUUGUCUGACGGCAUGCGUGGCAAAUUGAAGCUGAAGAAUAGGAGAGUAAUUGCUGAUGGUAAACAACGCUUUUGUAAAAGCAGUUCAGAAAAAUAUUUGUCAAUGAAGGUGGACAAACUAUGCGAAGUCCUCGGAUAUUCUGAACCUAAAUAACGUGAUCCAGUUGCUUCCUUCCAAAAUUCUGCCGAACAAGCACCUUUGUCAACAACUGCGGUACCUUCAUACGAGAAUUAUCUCUAUGCAGUUUUAUAAUAUAGCUCAGUUGUAAUUAUUUUAUUGGAUUUUUUUCAAUCCGUAAAGGCCUGAUUCCACGAGCGCUUUUUCUUGGCGAAAUGCGAAUUAUUUCGCCUGUUUCUUUUGAAUUGCGACCACUCGAAUAAAUUAUUUCUACUUGAUUGCUCACAAUUCAAAAGAAACAGGCGAAAUAUUUCGCAUUUCGCCAAGAAAAAGCGCCCGUGGAAUCAGGCCUUAAUGCGAAUAUUGGACAAUUUCCUGCAAUGCGGAAGACCUAUAUAUAGAUGUCCUGGUUAUGUCUAAAAAUGUACAGGGUGUCUAAAAAAAAACGCUAUGGAAAUUUAACAGGCUGUCGUGCAUCAUAAACGUGGCUAAACAAUUCAAUUUUUACAUAGGACGGAAGAACAGAUAUUUAGCAUCUCAACCCAGGUUGACAAUCUUGCCAAGAUCCCAGCAAGAUCUUGACAAGAUCUUACCCAAGAUCUUACCAAGAUCAUGCCAAGAUCUUACAUAAAUCCUGCAAGAUCAUGGAAAGAUCUUGCAUGAUCUUGCAAGAUCUUUCCAAGUUCUUGCAGGAUCUUACCUAAGAUCUUGCCAUUAUCAUGGCAAGAUCUUGUCAUGAUCAUGGCAAGAUCUUGCAAGAUGUUUGGCAAGAUCUUGCAAGAUCCUGCAAGAUCUUAGGUAAGAUCCUGCAAGAACUUGCAAGAUCUUUCCAUGAUCUUGCAGGAUCUUUCCAUGAUCUUGCAGGAUUUAUGUAAGAUCUUGCCAUGAUCUUGGUACAAAUCCUGCAAGAUCUUGCCAUGAUAAUGGCAAGAUCUUGCAAGAUCUUGCCAAUAAUGGCAAGAUCUUGCAAGACAGGAAAGAUCUUGCAAGAUCCUGCAAGAUCUUAGGUAAGAUCCUGCAAGAACUUGGAAAGAUCUUGUAAGAUCAUGCAAGAUCUUUCCAUGAUCUUGCAGGAUUUAUGUAACAUCUUGGCAUGAUCUUGGUACAAAUCCUGCAAGAUCUUGCCAUGAUUCUCCAAGAUCUUACCACAAAUCCUGCAAGAUCUUGCCAUGAUCCUCCAAGAUCUUGCCAAAAUCCAGCAAGAUCUUGCCAUGAUCUUGCCAAAAAUCCUGCGAGAUCUUGCCAUGAUCCUCCAAGAUCUUACCGAAAUCCAGCAAGAUCUUGACAUAAUCCUCCAAGAUCUUACCAAAAAUCCUGCGAGAUCUUGCCAUGUUCCUUCAAUAUCUUACCAAAAUCCAGCCAGAUCUUGCCAUGACCCUACAAGAUUUUACCAAGUUCGUGGCAAGAAUACAUGGCAAAUACAGAAUGAAGAGGCUCUACAUGAAAUAUACUAUACUCUGGAUAUAACUUUGAUUGAAUUUAUCAAACCAACGUAAAAGUGUACAAUAUUGCCAUAAAUUCAGUGUCGGUCUUUAUUAAAUUGUAAUCAAUUAGUUCAUCCAAAUUAUAAUACUCAAGCUUUUACCCGGUUUAGUUUGCAUAGUAAAUGUAGUAAAUUAGACCAAUAAUGUUGGUAAAAUAUUAUCAAUAUCUAUGGCGAUUGAAAUAAAGUCUGAAUGAAAGUUCCACCUUGCUCAAUAUUUGAGAGAAAACAAAGGGAAUCUUGUCUGUUCUUAAUAAUGUUGUUCUAAAGAAUUGAGUUUCAAGAUGGAACUUUUAUUCGGAGGUUGUUUCAUACUUUACUUCAUGAAUUAUAUUAGCAUUGACACCAUUGUUAUUGCAAGUUCUUCGAUUUUGUUUUUCUUCGCAUAUCGCGGCACUUUUGAAUUUUGAUUGCACGCAUCCACGAUAAUUUGGCGUGUUUACUGUUCUCUGUACUUUUUCUUCGCCAUACUUGGCGUUGAGGACAGCUAUAUCGUAAAAAAAGACUGUGUUAAAGUAAGUCUAUUUUUUGUAUUUAAGUUCAUUUCAAUGUUUACCCAAAACACAUUGCCAUUGGCAAAGAAAACUAUAGUACUUUUAAUUAACACAUACUGUGGCAACUUAGUCUUAAGUUUGUAUAUAUCUGUUCACAGCUGGCCAGUUAAUUUUCUUGAAGUCAAAUCACAUAUAUUAUUCUUACCAAACAAUUUAGUGACCCUGUUGGGAUCUAGUGCUGGUUUUGGAGAUCUUUUCGACUGGAAUAGUAUUCCAUCCUGGAGCUCUUCCGAUGAAAAUAGGAAGUCCAAUAAUUUGAUUGCACAUUUUGAUGGCUCUUUUGGCGGUGCAUUUACGGUCAUCAAAUUAAUGUCAUUGUGCCACUAAAAUGAAUUAACAAUACUUGAUAUUAAAUCACUGUAGUUUAAUUCUUUUUAAGUAAAAACGAUAAAUUACACAUGUAUACACUCAUACUUACAAUCUCGAUCUCUGUAGUUUCUUUUUUGGCCAUAGCUUUAUCAUUUGGGGAUGCCUUCACCAUGUUUUCCUAAAUAAUAUUUGAAAUAACAAAUUUUGAAUAAUACACAUGUUGAAUAAUACACAUGUUGAAUAAUCAUAGCUCAAACCAUUAAUUUUAUAUGAAAGAUCUCUAUAUUUUAUCCUAGCUUCACUGGUUGGCAUAAUGAAACUUAACUCACUAAUGAAGCUCACAUUUAUACCGUAGUGUGAAAUUGCGUGUUCCUAUGCGCUGCAUUUACGAUGUUUGGCACUGGAUCUGUCAAAGGGUAUUCUCAACGGCUUUGUCAUUCUUAACAAAACGUUAAACUAUGCAUUAUCACGUAAAAGCUUAUUGCGACCAAUGAUGAGGUGUUAUUAAAAUUAUUUAAAGUCGAAAUUACAGCAAGCAUUGCAUCGCUUUAACCAAUUAACUUAGCCUUUUGUAAGGUUAUUUGAAAAAGCUUGAAACAUUUAUUACAUGUGGUAAUCAAACUGCUUAGCGCUCAUUCAUUCAAUAUACAAAUAAUGUGUUACAAAAAGGUUGUAAGCACUUACUUUUUAUUUAAGACAGCUCGACAAGUUAUCCUUUCUUCUUUAGUGCAGCAACAAAGUCGAGGAACAGAAGUAUAAACUGCCGUGUACCUUGUAUGUUUGACUUAUAAAACGCGCCUUGGGGCUUUUACCAACGGUUGUCUACCACAAAUAUGCGAAAAAUGCGCAGAUAACAAGAUUUACAGAUAUUGAUUAAUUGAUCUCAUUUCAGUCAUUUGGAUCUGGUACGCAAAGGUGCGAGAGCAACUGUACGCGUAAAAGCCUCCUUUCACAAGGAUCUUUCAAAAUCAUGGCAUUUUUGGUAUGAUCAUGGUAAAAUCAUGACAAGAGAUUGUGUCAAGAACUUCCAAGAUCAAGAUAGAUAAGAUCUUGGCAAGAUCAUGCUUGGAAUCAUGGCGAGAUCUUGACAAGAUCUUCCAAGACCAUGGCAAUAUUAUAAUAGAAUCUUGGCAAGAUUGUGAUAAGAUCUUAGCAAGGAUCAUGAUGGGAUCUUGAAAAGAUCCUCCAAGAUCAUGGCAAGAUUACAAUAAGAUCUUGGCAAGAUUUUGGUAAGAUAUUGGCAAGAUCAUGGUGAGAUCUUGUCAAGAUUUUCAAGACCAUGGCAACAUUAUGGUAGGAUCUUGGCAAGAUUUUUGAUAAGAUCUUGGCAAGAUCAUGGUGGAAUCUUGGCAAGAUUGUCCUUUGAUAAGAUCUUGGCAAGAUCAUGGUGGAAUCUUGGCAAGAUUGUGAUAAGAUCUUAGAAAGGAUCAUGGUAGGAUCUUGGUAAGAUCAUGGUGGAGUCUUGCCAAGAUCCUCCAAGAUCAUGGCAAGAUUACAAUAGGAUCUUGACAAGAUUUUGAUAUGAUCUUGGCAAGAUCAUGGUGGAAUCUUGCCAAGAUUGUGCAAGAUCAUGGCAAGAUUAUGAUAGAAUCUUGGCAAGAUUGUGAUAAGAUCUUGGCUAGAUCAUGGUGGAAUCUUGGCAAGGUUGUCCAAGAUCAUGGCAAGAUUAUGAUAGAAUCUUGGCAAGAUUGUGAUAAGAUCUUGGCAAGGACCAUGGUGGGAUCUUGGCAAGAUCAUUGUGGGAUCUUGACAAGAUCAUGGCGAGAUCAUGAUAGGAUAUUGACAAGAUUUUGACAAGAUCUUGGCUAGAUCAUGGUGGAAUCUUGGCAAGGUUGUCCAAGAUCAUGGCAAGAUUAUGAUAGAAUCUUGGCAAGAUUGUGAUAAGAUCUUGGCAAGGACCAUGGUGGGAUCUUGGCAAGAUCAUGGUGGGAUCUUGACAAGAUCUUCCAAGAUCAAUGGCAAGAUCAUGAUAGAGUAUUGGCAAUGUUGUGAUAUAUGCGAUUGGUUUGAUCAAGGUUCAUUAUACCUACACUUAUGAAGGUCGAAAAAUACAACUCAGCAAGAAUUAUGUAUGACGAAAAAUCAUGAAAGAUCUUGGCAAGAUCUUGACAAGAAUUUCAGACAAUCUUGGCAAGAUUUUGGUAAGUAUGGCAAGAUUGAAUAAUCUUGGCAAGAUAUUGGUAAUAUCUUGGCAAGAUCUUGCCAAGAUUAGUGUCUUGCCAAGACCUUGCCAUGAUCUUCCAAGAUCAUGCAAGAUCUUACAAGAUCUUGCCAAGAUCUUCAACCUGGGAAUGAUACCUUUUUAAAUCGUAGCGAUGAGAAAUGGCCACAGGCUCGCCAAAUAAAAAUCGCCGGUCGAAAUCACAUUCUUCCACCGUUGGGAAUUGCAUGGAAAACGAACAAUAAACAAUUCCCAAGAGGGAAUUAAAAUGAAUUUAUGUUAAAUUAUCUAAAAUACAGGGUGUAUAAAAAAACGCAACCUCGGAAUUUCCCAAGAAAUCGACAUUGUUUUGAAGACAAAAGAUUUUAGGCGCCUGGGAAUUUAAAAUAGCACAACUGUCAAAAUUACUGCACACGCGAGUGCAUAAAGCAAAAUUUAUGCAUUUAUUUAAUGCACAAUUAACAACAGUAAUAUGAUCUAUUAGCAAUUCGAUUUCAAUUCCCAGGGGCCUAAAAUCUUUUAUGCUUAAGAAUUGCAAAGUGAUUCUUAGGAAAUUCCGAGGUUGCGUUUUUUUUUAUACACCCUGUAAGCUCAACUAGUCAAUCUGAAUCUUUGUCUUAGUGAGACCAUAAGAACGUCAUUAUUGCAUUAAACAUGGUUCAUUAACCACUGAACAGAGAACAUUCGUAAUCAAAACGUUUUAAGAAACAAGUACUCGCGUUGCUUUUGCAUUGAUUAACUUUGCAUAGUUAAUUGUUUUUCAAUUCCCAACGGUGGAAGAAUGUGAUUUCGACCGGCAAUUUUUAUUUGACGAGUAUCUGCCCAUUUCUCAUCGUUUCGAUUUUAAAAGAGUAUCAUUGAAAAGCUAAUUAAAAUAACUGUUCUUUCGUCCCAUGUAAAAAAUUGAAUUGUUUAGCCACGUUUAUGAUGCACGGCAGUCUGUUGAAUUUCCAUGGCGUUUUUUUUAGACACCCUGUAUAUUGUUCCAUAGAACGGGUGGCCAAAGAUUUUGAUAUUUAUCAAUAUAUACUUUUACAUACAUGAACUUGUGUUUAAUGCUCAGCAAAUGGACUCUGUAGCUCAGUUGGUUAGAGGACUGCACCAUGCAGAAUCGCAUGCAGGGCUGCAUGAGGUUGUUUCCUACCAGGGGGUCUAUAGUCGCAACUGUUCCUGGUUUGGUCUAAAAAUUCACAUACAUAAUGAGUUUGUGUUGGAAAAUUGCAUCAGCAACAGAGCCAUCUAUACUAUUAGUCCAAUCGAACUACAGGGUGUCUCAAAAAACCCCAAAAUCAUUGAAAUUGACGUAUUGUUCGAUAUUCAAUGCCCUAGCACUAAGUUAAUACCACGAGUGCAUAAAAGAUUGACAUAACUGCUAUAAUGAAUGGUAAUACUCAGCGUAAACUUGUUAUGUCAGGCAUAAAGUACUAAACCCACGAAUGCAUAUUACGCAUAUUACAAUUUACGAAGCAUUUUUAAAUUCCCAUGAGCAAACAAACGUUCACUUUACAAAGAUAUUUUAAUUUUUUAAAACAAAUUAAUCACCCUGUCAAAAUCCUUUGUGUUACGGCAUUGAAAUUCGAACAAUACGUUAUUUCAAUGAUUUUGGUUUUUUUUGAGACACCCUGUAUAGAUGCCCAGAGGUCUCGAUAUCUGCUUCGUUAAAUGCUGUUUGUUUGAUUAUAGGCUGUUGUAGCCAUGUUAGCAUGCAGCCGUAUUGGAGCGAUUCAUUCUGUCGUAUUUGGUGGUUUUGCGUCGGAAGAGUUAGGACGGAGAAUACAGCAUGCUGAGGUAUCACUCUAUGAUCUGCUGAUAAGAUCAGCUAUGAUCUGCCGUCAAUCCUGCAGGCUGCUCCAUUUACUGUUCUAGAACAUUUGGAACACUGUUCUGGAACGAUAUGAAAUGGAGUGCACACGGUGUUCUGGAACAGUGUUUAGUUUAUUAUAUAUGCGUGCAACCAUGCAUUACUACAGUGUAUAUUUAUUAGUUAUUCGCAUGAUAAAUCGUAUAAUGGUUUGCUGUUAUUUGUAUAUAUAUGAGUAUGCUUUUGCAACGUUUUUAUUCGUUGAUUUUGCCCAACCCUGGCAUUCAAGUAGCAUAUAAUAAAUAUAUGUCGAUAUAUAGCGGUUAACCCUUCAAAAUAACACUCUAUGUAGUGUGCAUUGGGCCCGUUUCAUACGCCGUACUUCACAUGUGCCGAAUACAUUAAAAACAAUAGGUAAUGAGGCAUUUCAGCUCAUUAUCUAUUGUCUUUAAUGUAUUCGGCACAUGUGAAGUACGGCGUAUGAAACGGGCCUUGGAUACACAAAAUCUAUCGCCUCCAUUUCCAAUCACGUGAAAAUGCGCAGUAUCACCUGUUCUGUUCCGGCUGUCCCUACUCGAAAAUCGGAGUAGUCAGAACAGUUCAGAACAGUCAUGUGACUGUCUUCUGUUCCAUUCCAUUAGUGUUCCGAAAAUCCGGAGUACUCCGAACAGUAAAUGAAGCAGCUUGCUGAGGGUCCCACUAUUUCUAUAUGCGAUAUACAUAUAAUUACCCCCGCCCAUAUUUGCCAUAUUUUGCUUCCUGUAAUUCAUAAUACAUGAUUAAUAGUUAUUUAGCGUCAAUUUUGGUCAGACAGAUAUAAUUUUGGGAUUGAUUAUCCUUCAGAACGAGGAUAACAAUAUGUGACACCGCCUUAUCCAACAGUUGCUCUUUUUCAAUUAAACAAUAAAAACUGGUAUAAAUUUGACUGCAAAUAAUUGUGAAAUACCACAAGAUUUAUUCUUAUCACUACCCAUUGGGGCUUUCUAGUGACCGAUUACAUCAAGUAUUACGCUUAUAUUACCUACUAAGCUUAGACUAUUUAUUUUUUACAACAAUUGUGACAUUACUUUCCUAACUAUGUUUAUUUUAAUACACCCUGUCAACUUUCCCUGUGGGAGGAAACCAGCGAGCCCGGAGAAAACCCAGGACUUUCAGCAGAUCGUUGAUUGAUUCUUUUCACAUGAGUCCACACAUGAGUCCGUAGCGAGACUCGAACCCACGAUCUCAGAGGUGAAAGGUGCUUGCUCUGACGACUGCGCCACCGAUGUCCCUUGGGCGCUUGCAUCUUAGCCUGCGAACAGGCUCUCAAGCUGAAUUGAGAGCCUGCAUCGAUGACUAAUGAAUUUGAAUAUCUGCGUCUCCAAUCGUGACGCGAAAUUCUCAUUGGUCAGAUGCUAUAAUUUAUAUGUUUCCGCUGAGCUCUAUAUAUGUCAACUGCUGAAGCACUAUGCAUAAAAAACACAUUAACUGAUCAAAUUGGUCUUGACCAUCUUAUCUCAAAGCACGAAAUGUUCUGUUUUGAGAAAACAGUAUUUAAAACAUUUGAACUUUUGCUUCAAUAUCUUAUAGUUCGAAAAACAGUAUAAACUGUACGGUCUAAAUUUAGUUUGCACGGUCUAAAUUUAGUUUGCACGAAAGUUGUAAACAACACCAUAUAAGGAUAUACAUUCCAUAUUUGGAAAAACGAACGUUACGGGGCAGAUAUUCAAAUUCAUUAGUCAUCGAUGCAGGCUCUCAAUUCAGCUUGAGAGCCUGUUCGCAGGCUACUUGCAUCUAGGUGCACCGGCCUGUUCCGCCCCCUCCACUUCUGGAAUGGAUUGUCGCCCUUGAAAGGAAUAGUAGGCGGUUGUAACUUGUAGGAAGCCCGUUCAGAUUUGCCAAACGUUUUUUAAGAAAUGAGGGUAUAUACCAAUUAGCCAUUCCGAAGUUGAUGAGAGGACUGGGACGAGUGUUAAAAAGUGCCCAAAUUAAGAAAUGAACCAAAUAACUAAAACGACCACCUCCAAGUUUGAAGACGUUUACAUAAAUACCCUUCGAAUAAUAAGCUUUCGAAAAUUGUGAAAUUACUGAUUAAAAGAUUGUUUUUGGGACGCGCGUCCCCAAAACAAAAAUUACAAUACAUUUCAUAGUAAAUAUCACUACGAUUUUUGAAAGCUUAUUAUUCAAAGGAUGUUCAUGUAAACGUUUUCAAACUUUGUAUACUUACUAAUUUUGAGGUGGUCGUUUUAGCCAUUCGGUUCAUUUCUUAAUUUGGGCACUUUUUAACACUCGUCCACUGUCCUCUCAUCAACUUCGGAAUGGCUAAUUCGUAUUGUUUUGACAUAAAAGCCAAAGACAUGGCUUCCUUCCAAAGACAUGGCUGGCUUCCAUCCUGGUAAGAUUUCUUAUUUUCCUUUGAUUCUUUAUGUUUAUAGCCUAAAGUCGUAGUCACAGCUUCCUGUGGAAUUGAGCCAAAAGGAAUACUGCCGUACAAACCAUUGAUGGAUGAAGCUAUCGAAUUCUCCCAAUACAAACCUGAAAAGUGCGUUAUUUACCAAAGAGACAUGGUUUGUAUAUUGUGCAUUUUCCAUUCCAACAUUUCGACUUUCUUUCUGGUUACGAUCCCUUAACGCAUUUAUUCAAACAAAAAGAAACUACACAGUAAAGUUGAAAAACGUAUCCAAGAUAUAGGGAUGGUAAGAAAAUUCAAAAUCAGCUAAAUUAACUUCGACAAGCAAAGUGUUUGUUCAACUCGAAUCCUAACUUGAAUCCUGAGCCUUCCUCUAGUUUGGUAAACGAACAAUACAAUUUACAGUCAUUUUACAGUAUAAUAUCCAACCCGGAACAGAAUAAUUAUAAUUUAUGCAUUCCGUCAAUCACAAUGUUUCUAAUAGGGAGAUUAAAGGUCCAGACACAACAGACGGGAUUCGGCAACGCGACGUGGUUUUUUAGUUUUUGUGGCUAGCCCGUUUGCGGGCUAGCCACUAUCACAUACACAUACACAAACGCGAUGAGCGAUGAUGAUCAUGGUGUCCAGUCCGGAUUUUCGUAAAGUAUCGGGAGCAAUCGGAAGCGCCCGUAUUUUUCUGCCGACAUUUCACAUUUGCAUUUCGAGUCAAUACUAGUGAUGCUGUUACGACGCAGUACUAAUGAGGUUGUUAAACCAGAAAAUUAAAAAAAAGUUUAUCUUCAUGGCUUCAACCUAUGGUGUCGAAGCCGAUUAGAAAUUGCGCGUACUCGCCGUGUAAAUAUGGGUUUUGAUUUGCACUUUUGACUGAUUUGCGGGCCAUUAGCCAUCUUGAAUUGUCUUCUUGUUGAGAUUUCAUAUCUCAAAAGUGGAGGAGGUUAUAAUGCAGCGAAUAAAACCAGCAUUGGAAAAUUAUGGUAAAAGACCAGAAACUGUGCAUUGAACUCGUUUAUCAGGCUUUAAGUAUAGCUUUUCUUCAGACAUUGACGGCGUCUCAAAUGUCUACAUAUUUGUAAUAAUUACUAAUAAACCUAUAAAGGAUUAUUGCGUCUGUCUGUCUUAGGAGUUAUAUAGUCGAAUAAUUCAGCAUGAUUUGUCUCACGUUCUCUUAUAAGUUGACUAAUAUUGCAUUAAAAGUGGUAAAAGUUGGUGUGCUAACCAAGAUUCCAGUGUAUUUGUUUGCUAAUAUUGCUAGGCCUAUAUCUCAAACGCUAUUUGCCUAUUAAAAUAUCAUAUGACACGCAAUUUUAAUUCCACGACAAAACUGCUGUUGCCCAAAUAACAAACGCGAGAUUAAAUAUAUAUGGCAGUAUUACAGUUUGGUAAUAUUGCGUUAAAAGUGGUGUGUCUUCUUAUUACUAUUAAAGUUAACCAGCAUGGCAGGCUUUCUGGGUUUGGAGGAGGGUUUGGGGAGUUAAAGUUUACCAGGCUAGCCACAUGUACGCAUUUCGUACCUAUUUUUGAAAGUUAAUAAAACAGCCAAUGAGAGCAAAUUUUGAAAGAUAUGUAGACCAAAUAACUCAAAAUGUUAUAGUACUUCUAAAUAUUUGGAAAAUUUAAACUAUAGGAUCAUGAGAGAAAAUCGAAAAAUCGCGUCGCGUUCUCGAAUCGCGUCCGGUGUGUCUGGACCUUAAUUUGGGAAUUACGGGAUGAUCAAAUACGCAGUAUGAUCAAAUCAAGUCAACGCAGUAUGAUCAAGUCAGUAUGAUCAAGAUCAAGUAUGAUCAAAUACGCAGACUUUAGCAAAAAUUUGUAAACAAACUGGCGCUCCUCGCGAAGCCGUCGUAUCUUAACCUCUUAACCACGCUGACAUAUUGCCGCGGUAAUACCCAAAUUAUCGUCUGUGUUCCCCAUAGCGAAGAAAUCGCGGUCAUAUCGGACAAUGUUACAAAUAUAACUGAAAAGCCCGAAAACGUACCACCUGAAAAUUAAACUGUUCUAAAACAAAAACAUAGGACUAUAACGUCAAAUCUUUAGAUUUACCAAUGUUUGCAAAAUCGUAGUUUACUGCUUUGGUAGCGGCAGGAAUGCCUCGACGAACUUUAAUCGGCCGCUAUCAUUUCAGGUGAAGGGUACGAAUCUAAAAAUGUAUAUAGGGCUUUAGGUCCUCGUAGAAGUCUUAUAACGUGAAUCGUUGAUAAUUGCGCAGAGCGUAAGAUGCGGUUUUAAGUUUGUUUAAAUGAUCUUCAAAAACUCAUUAAUAAUUCAUGAGGAAAAGCCAAAGAAAUCACUACCGUGUCGGUGAUUUUAUAUGUGAUGAAAAAUCAUGUUAAUUUACAUAAACUUUUGCUUUCUCGGCUAAGAUAAUGUUUAUUUUUAAAAUUACUUCGCCAAUGAACUCAUCAGAUGGGUCGUUUUUUAAUCCAUUUAAAACACUCGCAACCCAUGCUUUAUAAGACACUCCUGCUCGUUUUUUAAAUAGUACAUAACGCAUGAUAAUAAUGAUCAGAGACUCUGCAGUUGAUAAUUAGUCUAAAGCCUAGUUUUCAUAUGGUCGUUAGUUGUCGCUGGCACGACAAGCGGUAGAUGUGAAAUAGUCUAAUAUCAAUAGUCUUUUUGUGUGUUAUAUAUGCAAAUCAGUCUUAAUGAUUGCAGAAUUUUAUAAAAUUUUGUUGACACUCUAUUACAUCAGCCACUUGUCGUGCCAGCGACAACUAACGACCAAAUGGAAACUAGGCUUAACUCUGAAUAAUAAUCAAUGCAGCCAACGCUAUGUCAAUCGCACUGCAAAAACCAGUCAACUAACCCACCCUCGUUUCGGAAAAAUUCCACGCAAUGCCGCGGCUGAUUCGUUCAAUUAACAGAAUAUAUAUUUAAUUUUAGUACAAAGGAAUUAUGAUAGAUGGUAGAGAUGUGGAAUGGAAUGAUGUUAUGGCAAAGGCCUCUCCCCAAGACUGUGUUCCAGUGCUGGCAACGGAUCCUCUUUACAUAUUGUACACGUCAGGCACCACAGGUGACCCCAAGGUUGGUGAUUGAUAUUGGGCUAGAUUAUAAUUCUCAAAUUAACAUGUCUUUUUAAUGCUAUGUUUGUUCACUGGUAUAUGUAUUGCUUUCCUUUUCAAGCAAAUUUAACUUUUUCGUAUAAAGUAAUUUUAAAAAAUAAACUGAAAUUAAAGAAUUCGAAUUUUGGAAAAUUGAAGGAAAUUCUAUAAUUGUUAUAUGCAUACAUUGAACAUAACUCCAUUUUCUACAGUUACAUGCACAUUAACUAGCUCGAAAACGUCAGUCAAUCAAAUAUUUAAAAAGUUGCUUUAAACUACAAGCUCUCUUACUAUCUUUAUAUAUGCAGUUUUGUGUGAAAAUGACCCUCAAUGUCAACUGUUUUUUGUUUUCUGCAUAUUCAUAUAUAUGUAGUCAGUAUUUUUUUAGCGCUUGAAACCUUUACGCUAACGAUGUGAUUUCGAAGUUAAAGUAUAUUGACCUUAAUUACAGGGUGUUGUACGUCCUUCAGGUGGUCAUGCUGUGGCACUGAACUGGUCAAUGAAACAUUUAUAUGGCAUCGAGCCCGGUGAGGUGAGGAGAAUUCUUGGAAAGCUUAUAUUUGGGGAGUUUUAUGUGAUAUUCGAGUUUUCCUGCUUUUUAUUUAGUUAGAAUACUAUAGGACAUCAGCAGCUAUAGCAGAUUGCAGUAUAGGAAUCGAAGGGUGAGUGGGGUAAUAGGAAAGUUUGAGAGCCCCUCUUCUUCUUAUUUGCUACGUCUGCCAAUUAGUACGUAAUAUUAUUUAUUUAACAGAAUUCAUGAUUUCUGAUUGGGUAACAGCCAACGGUGAUUCUUCAUAUCAACACUGACAAUGGCUGACCAAAUAUGUUGUUGUGACGUCAAUGUUGUGAUAUUAUAGGUGUGAUAUGGAGAAUUAGAGAGCUUAAGCAUGCGGCAUUUUUGACAAUACGAACGUUGACCGGAAGCAAAUAUGACGUUAUCAACCAAUCAACAUUCUUGACCCAGUCGUUUAACGUUACUCAUGCCGUUCCUGUUGUCAAAAACGUCGCCUGCUUAAGCUCGCUAAUGCGCACGCUACGGCGCCAUGCUAUUGAUGUAAUCUGGAAACACAAACAAAUACAUUACAGGUCGAUUUUGGCCCGUUGUGUAUACUAUUCUAGUUUUUACGUUACAUUUAAUCAAACAGCGUACCUGUUUUGGAAUACCUGGUAUAGAAAACCUUUUUCUGGUGUAAGGGAUCACAGAGAUCUUUACUUGGUCUUUAUUGGUGUUUAUUGUUUACAUGGUGUUUAGGUGUGGUGGGCUGCUUCUGAUCUAGGAUGGGUAGUUGGUCAUUCCUACAUUGUAUAUGCGCCGCUAUUAACAAGAGCCACGUCAGUGCUUUUUGAGGUAUGGAUCUUCGUCCAACACCGACCAGUUGCCGACCAAGAUUCUAAACCACACGAAUUCAUUAAUUAUUGCAUAAUCAUAUACUAGGAAACAUAUCCAGCUCGCCUUCAUACAACUCUGUCUUAGCAACGUGCUAUGUGUUCGAACUUGUCGUAAUGUGUUGAACUGCAUGGCUCUUAAUUAAUCAAAACGAGAUGUAAUAUCCAUGUGUAGUAUAUUUGUAACAUCCAUUUUGUGGUAUGUUGCAGGGAAAGCCCGUGGGGACUCCAGAUUCUGGAGCUUUCUUCCGAGUGAUUGAAGAACAUAAUGUUUGCAGCUUGUUUACAGCACCAACAGCUAUUCGCAUAAUAAGAACGGAGGUAGGCUUCCAGUUUUUGUUUCAGCAGAUGUAUUGUUAUAUAAGAUGUGAGUAAAUAUGUGCAUGGGUUAGUGGAGUUUAUUAUAGCCAAUCAGUAUAAAUAUAGUAGCUUCUAGUUCUUCUCGGUAGCUUCUAGUUCUAGUCAAUCAGCAGCGACAACCCCUGUUUAUCCCGUAACGAAGGGAUAAACAGUUUCAAUUAUAAUUGUAAUAACUAUGUUUAUUUAUAGUUAUUACAUUUAUAAUUGAAACUGUUUAUCGCUUCGUUAAUACGGGAACGAAAAUGUGUAUGUUUCAUCAACUGCAUGUUGAACUUUGCAAUUGUAAUGAGGAGCUUUCGAUUUUUGUUGAAAAUUUUGAAUACACAAUAAAAAAAAUAGGGAAAUUCAAUGUUUUAAUUUAUAGGCAAACGUUAACAAACGAUCAAACAGAAACAUUGAAAAUUCGUUUUGAGCAACUUUAACAUGAUUGGUCAGUUGUUAUUUAACAGCUAACAUGAUUGGUUUAUCUGCACAGGAA
Messenger RNA from Paramuricea clavata, 16606 nucleotides. NCBI's taxonomy places the organism in Eukaryota, Metazoa, Cnidaria, Anthozoa, Malacalcyonacea, Plexauridae. The record is from the annotation of a GenBank genome assembly.